AUGUCCCGGAGAGCGCACCUGCAGCUUCCGGCGUCUCGUCGCGGCGUCGUGUGGUUUCGAUGGAAGCUAAUCACUGCUAUCUCCGCCGCGUUAUGCCUCCUCGCUCUCCUUACUAUCCACCGUCAGUCUCGUCCAACUGCGACACUGUCGUCUCUCUCCGUCGCGAGAUCUCGUAUCCCGCUCCGUAAAUACUCCGGCGACCGCCCGAAGAUCGCGUUCCUUUUCCUCGCUCGACGUGAUCUGCCUCUCGAUUUUCUGUGGGAUAGAUUCUUCAAGAAUGCAGAUCAGAGGGAUUUCUCAAUUCAUGUACAUUCAGUUCCUGGUUUCGUAUUCGAUGACUCCACCACCCGAUCGCAGUUCUUUCACAAUCGCCAAUUGAAGAAUAGCAUAGAGGUAGUUUGGGGAGAAUCAAGCAUGAUUGCAGCAGAGAGAUUGUUGCUUGCGUCUGCUUUAGAGGAUCCUUCGAAUCAAAGAUUUGUUCUUUUAUCUGACAGCUGUGUUCCGUUAUACGACUUUGGUUACAUAUACAGAUAUCUAAUGACUUCACCAAAAAGUUUUGUAGACAGUUUCCUUGAUACUAAAGAUAAGCGCUACACCAUGAAAAUGUUUCCUGUCAUACCGAAAGAGAAAUGGCGAAAAGGAUCUCAGUGGAUAUCAUUGAUCAGAAGCCAUGCAGAGGUCAUUGUUAAUGAUGAUACUGUGUUCCCAGUUUUUCAGAAAUUUUGCAAGCGAUCUCUGCCUCUGGCUCCCAGAAAGAAAUGGCUUUAUCUUAAACAUAGACGUCACAAUUGCAUCCCUGAUGAACACUACGUGCAAACUCUGCUUACAAUGCGCGGCUUGGAAAGUGAAAUGGAACGGAGGACAGUGACAUACACUACAUGGAACCUAUCAGCUAAAAAAGCUGCUUGGCAUCCUCUCACGUUCACUUCUGAAAACUCAGGACCAGAGGAAAUUCAAGAAAUCAAGAGAAUCAACCAUGUGUACUACGAAACGGAGUAUCGAACAGAAUGGUGCCGAGCGGAUUCGAAACCCGUCCCUUGCUUUCUCUUUGCGAGGAAGUUCACUAGAGGAGCCGCAAUGCGUCUAUUGAGUGAAGGAUUAGUAGAUUCAUCAACAGAUACAACAACUUGA
Microthlaspi erraticum is the source of this 1131-nucleotide messenger RNA. The record is from the annotation of a GenBank genome assembly. Lineage: Eukaryota; Viridiplantae; Streptophyta; Magnoliopsida; Brassicales; Brassicaceae.